This is a messenger RNA of Brassica napus (rape), 1429 nucleotides long. Its product is annotated as la protein 2. Gene Ontology annotation, biological process: RNA processing. Gene Ontology annotation, molecular function: mRNA binding. NCBI's taxonomy places the organism in Eukaryota, Viridiplantae, Streptophyta, Magnoliopsida, Brassicales, Brassicaceae. Gene Ontology annotation, cellular component: nucleus. The record is from RefSeq and is a predicted model, not a curated record. The transcript has 11 exons. The coding region runs from base 60 to 1250 and encodes 396 amino acids.
CCUCGUAUGUUACGUGUCGUCGUCUUCCUUCCCCCUCCUCAGACUCGCUCUGCUCUGCAAUGGCUACCUUCGACGAAGAAACCGCAAAGAAGUUGAUAACACAGGUGGAGUUCUACUUCAGUGAUAGUAAUCUACCCAGAGACGGUUUCCUAAGAAAGGAAGUCUCCAAGAGCAAAGAUGGUUUGGUUAGUCUGCCUCUUGUUUGUUCCUUCUCUCGUAUGAGGAACCUACUUGGCCUCGGUAACACCAAACGCGAAGACAUCCCUGAGAGAAUCGUGGAGGAAGUAGCUAAUCUCUUGCGGGCUUCUGAUUUUCUUAAAGUUUCCGACAAUGGGCAAAGGAUCGGUAGAGGAACAAAACUCUGCAAGUUGGACAAGGUGCUUGAACAAGUACACAGAAGAACCAUUGCAGCAUCGCCUUUCGAGUAUAGCAUAAAGAUGGAGGAUGUCGCGUCUUACUUCUCACAGUAUGCCAAGGUGAACAGUGUGAGGCUACCUCACCACAUUGGAGAUAAGCAAUACUUUUGUGGCACUGCUUUGGUUGAAUUAUCGUCUGAGGAAGAAGCUGAAGAUGUUUUGAGGCAGAGCUUGGUCUAUUCCGGCGCUGAACUAGUAUUAGUACCAAAGAGUGAUUUUGACCGUCAAAGAGAAAAUAUGAUCCAGAAGUCAAAUCUUUCAGAUUCCUCCCACAACGAGUUCCACAGAGGUCAGCUUGUCAAGUUUACACUGAAAAGAAUAACCAAUGCAGAAAAUAUAAUAAAGAAAGAAAAUCCCAAGAAUCUGGAAAAUGAAAUCACAGGGAAGGCAGUCAGUGCUGAGAAAGUGGAAAGCGGAGAUUUGGUGGCAGAUAAAUCAUGUGCCACGGAAAGUGACUGCACUGAUCAACUUGUUGUUGUUCCUCCGUGGGAAAACAUUGAUACUGAGGUUCUCAAGGAUGUUUUCCAAAGAUUUGGCAGCGUUAAGCACAUAGAGUUCUCUGGUGGUGGAUCGGAUUCGGGUUACGUUUGUUUUAUAGAUUCAGAAACAGCUAUGAAAGCCCGUACUGCUGUGGAGUUUGUUGGAGGUUUAGUUGUGAAGAAUAAAUUCUCAGUUUCCUUAGAAGCAGUGAAUGGGGAGAUAGAGGGAGAGGUUUGGAAAAGACUAUCAUCAGGGGGAGGGCAAGAAGAUGAUGACAAGAUGGAGAAAAGCAAAGGCAAGUGCUCUGAAGCCACUCAACCGCACAAGAAGGCUCGAAAAGAGCACGCUAGUUAACUACACUUAUGUGUUCAAAAAAAAAAAAGUUAACUACACUUAUGUUUGGAUGCACCAAUGACAAUAUAUUUUUCUGAAGUUUAGCUUAUUCGACAAAACAGAUAUUUUCUCCACUUGACAACAUUGACUACUUGUCUAUGACAGUUUUGUUAGUUAACCUUUUUGGGACCUGAUUGUUA